Molecule: messenger RNA, 342 nt
Organism: Parnassius apollo (apollo)
Lineage: Eukaryota; Metazoa; Arthropoda; Insecta; Lepidoptera; Papilionidae
Source: the annotation of a GenBank genome assembly
AUGGAAGAUCCAAGAAUUCGGCAAAUUAAAAUUAAAACUGGCGCUGUAAAGCGCAUAGCCAAAGAAACACUUGUUUACGCGAAAGAAGCUGAAGAGCAAAAAAUUAAGGUACAAAAAUACAAAGACGAAAAUCGAGAAGAGCAUGAAACUAGAAAACAGGAGGAAGUCUUGCAAGAGUCGCUGAUGAUGGUCCCUGAUUGUCAAAGACGGUUGGCAAAGGCUUUCGCAGAUUUAAAGUCAUUGCUAGAAACAGAACAAGAUCUUAAGGAACACGAAGAUUACAUAGCGGCUGAGCAAGUCUUAAAAGAGGCAGAGUGUCAGCUGCCAGAGACAGCCCAGUAA